Astyanax mexicanus (Mexican tetra) is the source of this 1369-nucleotide messenger RNA. RefSeq names its product trace amine-associated receptor 13c-like. The coding region runs from base 21 to 1037 and encodes 338 amino acids. The record is from RefSeq and is a predicted model, not a curated record. Gene Ontology annotation, molecular function: trace-amine receptor activity. Gene Ontology annotation, cellular component: membrane. Gene Ontology annotation, biological process: G protein-coupled receptor signaling pathway. The transcript has a single exon. Lineage: Eukaryota; Metazoa; Chordata; Actinopteri; Characiformes; Acestrorhamphidae.
GAUUCCGAUGUUGAUUUCAGAUGGAUGACUCAACAAAAGACUUUACCAUUGAAUAUUGUUUUCCUGACAACAAUGCAUCUUGCAGGAAGGCAGUCAGAUCAGGCCCUGGGAGUACAUUUUUGUUUGUUUUUCUCUCAUGUAUAUCUGUGUGUACUGUGAUUUUGAACUUGUUGGUGAUUAUCUCCAUCUCUCACUUCAAGCAGCUCCACACUCCAACCAACCUGCUCAUCCUCUCUCUGGCUGCGGCAGAUCUCCUCGUGGGAAUGUUUGUUAUGCCUGUGAAAAUCAUGCAGCUGUCAGACUCCUGUUGGUAUCUUGGAAAGAUAACGUGCUCUAUUUCUGAAAUAAUCAUUGGCCUCUCAGUGUUAGCAUCUCUUUGCAAUCUGGUUUUCAUUGCAGUUGAUCGGUAUAUGGCCAUCACCGACCCGCUCUUUUAUUCCAGUAGGGUCACUAUUUGUAAAACAUCUGUGUGCAUACUUUUAGGCUGGUCUUUUUGUCUAUUCUAUAUUAUUAUUUUCAUGUACUUUAAUGAUCACCUCACUCCAUCUCAGAUAUCCACCAGCUGUUAUGGAGAGUGUGUAGUGCUUGUAAGAUAUCCCUGGGUGAUUAGUGGCACUGUAAUAUUUUUUAUAGUUCCCUGCUCUGUUAUUCUGAUAUUAUAUUCCAUCAUUUUCCAUGUGGCCCUGCGGCAAGCAAAGGCUGUCAGAGCCGUGGCUAAUGGUAACUUAAACAAACGUGCAGGCAAAGUCUCAAGCUCUUCAGAAACCAAAGCAGCAAAGACGCUGGGCAUUGUAAUUACUGUUUAUUUUACUUUCUGGAUACCUUUUUAUUUAAGUUCUAUGUCGGUUAAAAACUUGACAACUGCUUCAAUGGUGUGGACUGUGUUUGGCUUUCUAAUGUGCAUUAACUCCUCUGUGAAUCCACUGAUAUAUGCUAUAUUCUAUCCAUGGUUCAGAACAUCAGUUAGGUACAUAGUAAACUGUAGAAUAUUUGAAACAUCAUCAUCAAGGUUGAAGUUGUACAGAGAACACUCAUAAUUGAAGAACAGAACUGGGACUACAUUAAAAAAAGAGAGAAAUAUAAAUUAAUAUGAAGUUUUACUGAAAUAGGAUAUAUAUUUGUAAGUGUCCUAGCAUUUUUCUGAAAUGUUAAUGCAUAUUAUUUAAAAAAUCUGACAAAUGUGAACAAAUAUUGCUGCUUUUGCUGCAGUAACUGUAUAAUGUUUUCUUACAAGAGUGAUUUUGUAAAUGUGUUCAUUGCAAUGUAUAUAUAUAUAUUACAAAAAUACAUUUGGAACUAUAUACUAUACUAUAUAUACUAUAUGAAAAGACACAUAUGCAUAAAUCAUAUGCAUGUUUUUUUUUUACAC